This is a messenger RNA of Quercus lobata, 606 nucleotides long. RefSeq lists its product as uncharacterized. The record is from RefSeq and is a predicted model, not a curated record. Lineage: Eukaryota; Viridiplantae; Streptophyta; Magnoliopsida; Fagales; Fagaceae. Bases 1 to 606 code for a protein of 201 amino acids. The transcript has 3 exons.
AUGGUAUCCUUUCACCCACUUGUUACCAUUCUUAAUCAAAAUAAACUAUUUGGAUCCUACUAUGUUGAUUGGAAAAGAGACUUAGACAUUGUUCUUACUGCUGAAGAGCACAAAUUUGUGCUUAAUCAACCAUGUCCAAACUUUCCUUCAUUAGAUGCUCCUUCUGAGGAAAAACAACAAUAUGAUCGUUGGCAAAAAUCUAAUGAGAUGGCUAAGUGCUAUACCCUAGCAUUUAUUUCAAAUGUUUUACAGCAUCAAAUGCAGGAUGUGGAACUACCUUCAGACAUAAUGUUAAGUUUGAAGGAGAUGUUUGAUGUGUUUGGUGCCAACAUUGAUGGAGAAUCCCAAGCGGAUAUGAUACUCCAAUCCUUGCCAGAAUCACCCAAAGAAUUUAGACUUAAUUAUAAUGUGAACAAAAAGAUUUAUACCUUGUCUAAAUUAAUGAAUGAAUUAGUGAUAGCGGAAGGCAUCCUUGGUAAAGCCAAUGUUGCUACUAAUAUGGCUGAAGCUUCCUCUUCUAAGCCUAAGUCGAAAGGCAAAGGUAGUAAGAAGAAGAAGGACUUUACCAAACAAGAUGGGGUUCCAGGAGACCAGAAGGCUGAAUAA